Messenger RNA from Procambarus clarkii (red swamp crayfish), 804 nucleotides. Lineage: Eukaryota; Metazoa; Arthropoda; Malacostraca; Decapoda; Cambaridae. The record is from RefSeq and is a predicted model, not a curated record.
AGAGUGAGGCACAGAUCAACCAAUAACUUGGCCACAGAGAGUGAGGCACAGAUCACCAAUAACUUGGCCACAGAGAGUGAGGCACAGAUCACCAAUAACCUGAUCACAGAGAGUGAGGCACAGAUCACCAAUAAAUUGGCCACAGAGAGUGAGGCACAGAUCACCAAUAACUUGGCCACAGAGAAGAGUGAGGCACAGAUCAACAAUAACUUGGCCACAGAGAGUGAGGCACAGAUCAACAACAACCUGACCACUGAGAGUGAGGCACAGAUCAACAACAACCUGACCACAGAGAGUGAGGCACAGAUCAACAACAACCUGACCACAGAGAGUGAGGCACAGAUCAACAACAACCUGACCACAGAGAAGAGUGAGACACAGAUCAACAACAACCUGACCACAGAGAGUGAGGCACAGAUCACCAACAACCUGACCACAGAGAGUGAGACACAGAUCACCAACAACCUGGCCACAGAGAGUGAGACACAGAUCACCAACAACCUGACCACUGAGAGUGAGACACAGAUCAACAACAACCUGACCACUGAGAGUGAGGCACAGAUCAACAACAACCUGACCACUGAGAGUGAGGCACAGAUCACCAAUAACCUGACCACAGAGAGUGAGACACAGAUCAACAACAACCUGACCACUGAGAGUGAGACACAGAUCACCAAUAACCUGAUCACAGAGAGUGAGGCACAGAUCACCAAUAACCUGAUCACAGAGAGUGAGGCACAGAUCACCAAUAAAACGAGCGUUUCAUGUGAUAAACAAUAUCGAGAUGAACAAUAUUAUGAGUAA